Molecule: messenger RNA, 826 nt
Organism: Xylaria bambusicola
Lineage: Eukaryota; Fungi; Ascomycota; Sordariomycetes; Xylariales; Xylariaceae
Product: cytochrome P450
Exons: 1
Coding region: 272-589 (105 amino acids)
Molecular function (GO): iron ion binding; monooxygenase activity; heme binding
Source: RefSeq, a predicted model, not a curated record
AGUUCAUGUUACUAGAUUGGUCCUAUUCAGAUCCUAUUUUGCGUAGAUCGUGACCUCCACGCCCUACGCGCCCUCAGAUUGAGUGUCUCUAGCCCAUUAAAAGGGGCGUCGAGUCCUUGAAUAUUCUUGAAAGCGCCAUGAAAGAGACAAGUCGUCUAUCGCAAGGAGCAGUCAUUGCCUACAGCCGUGUCGCAGAACAGGAGGUAACUCUAUCAAAUAAUCUGCGCCUAGCCCCAGUCAAUUCAUUACCAUCUCAGCUUACAAUCGUACUAUGGACCCAUCUGUGUUCUGGAACCCCCACAAGUACGAUGGUUUUAGGUUCUUAGAAGGUGAUAAAGUUACUCCCUUCCGCAUAGUCGAUAACGAUGUGCUCAGUUGGGGUACUGGGAGAUGGGCCUGUCCCGGCCGUUUUGUCGCUAGCAUUAUUGCGAAAUCAGUCUUAGUGAAGAUCAUAGAUGAGUACGAUUUUGAAUUUGUCAAUGGGAGAAAGCCACCUCUCACAUUAAUUCAUGAAUUUGGGUUCUGGCACCCAGGUAACCAGAUGAGAGUGAGACGAAGAAGAGAUGUACUGGGAAUAACAUACGGGUAAUAAAGAUGCCAUCGCUCAGGUUCUUUGGGUGGGAGAGUAUAGAGAAUUCUGUCAAAUAUAAACCCAUUGUACAUUUAUCACUGAGCUGAUCUACAUUGUGACAUAUAACGGGUUUAGUGAAACCUUGCUAAGAAAACCGUCACCCCAUGGUUCCAUUUCGAUUAUGAUUGCGCGAUACUUAGCUCUCCCUGAAGUCAUUACCGGCAUACACUCCAUCAGUAAACAUCCCAGAUUGAG